GCCCCCCCCCGCCCGUUCCCAGGCCCGCAGCGCUCGGCAGGAAAAUGUUACUGUCCGUCCAGCCGCGGGCCGCCGUCGCCACCUUCGGCUACAAUAAACCCGGCAAGAAGCAGCCUUAUGUGUCAGUGGCCCAGCAGAUGGCGCCCCCGAGUCCCAGCGGCAGCAACAACAACAGCGGUGGCGGCGGCGGCGGGGGAGGCGGGGACCAGCUGAGCAAAACCAACCUGUACAUCCGGGGCCUGCACCCGGGCACCACCGACCAGGACCUCGUCAAGCUGUGCCAGCCAUAUGGCAAAAUUGUUUCCACGAAAGCUAUCCUGGACAAGACGACCAACAAGUGCAAAGGCUACGGCUUUGUCGAUUUCGACAGCCCCACGGCGGCGCAGAAGGCCGUGACAGCGCUGAAGGCCAGCGGGGUGCAGGCCCAGAUGGCGAAGCAACAGGAGCAGGACCCCACGAACCUGUACAUCUCCAACCUGCCGCUCAGCGUGGACGAGCAGGAGCUGGAGGGGAUGCUGAAACCCUUCGGGCAGGUGAUCUCCACCCGUGUCCUGCGCGACCCCAAUGGCACCAGCCGCGGCGUCGGCUUUGCCAGAAUGGAGUCCACAGAAAAGUGCGAAGCCAUCAUCACCCACUUCAACGGGAAAUACAUCAAGACCCCCCCGGGGAUCCCAGCCCCCUCAGAUCCGCUGCUUUGCAAGUUUGCCGACGGGGGGCAGAAGAAACGCCAGCCGCAGGGGAAAUACGUGCAGAAUGGGCGUGCCUGGCCGCGGGACGGCGACUCGAGCGGAAUGACCUUGACCUACGACCCCACCACGGCUCUGCAGAACGGGUUCUACCCGACCCCCUACAGCCUGGCGCCCAAUAGGAUGAUUGCUCAGACCACGCUCGCCCCUUACCUCCCGUCACCCAUGUCCUCCUACCAGGUUCACAGCCCGUCCUGGAUGCACCAUCAGUCGUACCUCAUGCAGCCCACGGGGACGGUGCUGACGCCGACCAUGGACCACACCAUUUCCAUCCAGCCCGCCUCCAUGAUGGGCCCCCUGACCCAGCAGCUGGGCCACCUCUCCCUCAGUAGCACUGGCACGUACAUGCCAGCGGCAGCAGCUAUGCAAGGAGCUUACAUCCCUCAGUACACGCCCGUGCCUUCCUCCAGCAUCUCAGUUGAGGAGAACAGCGGCCAGCAGAGCCAAGUGGCUGUCGAGUCUCCGUCAGAUCAUGCUGCCUACUCCUAUCAGUACAGCAAGUAACUGCAGCUGGACCAGGCGUCUCUGCUCCGAGCACUCGCCCCGAGGGAGAUCGCCACCUCCUCUUUGAUUUGUGCUGCAUCUAGAAGGUCGAAUCCAAUAUUUUUUUCUUCGUUCGUUUCUUUCUUUUGCAAAGAAAACAGUUUUGUAAAAAAAAAACCACAAACAAACAAAAAAAAAA
Messenger RNA from Gopherus evgoodei (Goodes thornscrub tortoise), 1428 nucleotides. RefSeq names its product RNA binding motif single stranded interacting protein 2 (gene RBMS2). Gene Ontology annotation, cellular component: ribonucleoprotein complex; cytosol; nucleus. Gene Ontology annotation, molecular function: poly(U) RNA binding; poly(A) binding; mRNA 3'-UTR binding. Lineage: Eukaryota; Metazoa; Chordata; Testudines; Testudinidae. The transcript has 14 exons. The record is from RefSeq and is a predicted model, not a curated record. Bases 45 to 1250 code for a protein of 401 amino acids.